Molecule: messenger RNA, 2697 nt
Organism: Marmota flaviventris (yellow-bellied marmot)
Lineage: Eukaryota; Metazoa; Chordata; Mammalia; Rodentia; Sciuridae
Source: RefSeq, a predicted model, not a curated record
CAUCACCCCGACUUGAUGAGUGCACAUUGUAUGCAGAUCCAAGAAAUGGGCAGAAAUAAUGAUCAAGAAAAUGACUAUGAAGAAGAUAUUUUCUCAUUUUCUACAUAUUCUCCCUCCACGCAGUACCCAGCAUGGCAUCAUGAAAGCCGGAAGACCUACAGGCAGAGUACAGAUGGUGCCGAGGCAAUUGAAGGGACCAGGGAGGAAGAGGAGCCUGAAUCAGGCACCCAGGAGAGGCACAGCCCCUCAGAGGCUGGCAGCGGAAGUCCUGAGGACCAGUAUGAUGAUUUGUAUGUGUUCAUUCCCGGAAAUGACCCAGAAAGUAAUUCACAAGAGCCACUCGUGUGCUGCAGACCACCUCUUCCCCCACCAAGACCUGUGUCUGCAGCCUUCCAACUGGAAAAACCUCACUUCACGUUACAAACAGGGAGAACCGCGGAAGGACAAGUAGAAAGGAGUCAAAACUGGAGUUAUCCUAGUGCCAGACAAGAAAAGAGAGAUGAACCCAAAGUAGAAGAUGAAAAGAAACAGGAGGAGGAAGACCCUUACACUUUUGCUGAAAUUGAUGAUAAUGAAUAUGACCAGAUCCUGGCCAAUAUGAGUGUAAAGAAGAGAACCGGAAGUCGGUCCUUCAUUAUAAACAGACCUCCUGCCCCUACACCUCGACCCACAAAUGUACCUCCGAAGGAGGAAACAACACCUUACAUAGCUCAAGUGUUCCAACAAAAGGCAGCAAGAAGACAAUCUGAUGAUGAGAAGUUCCAUGGUCUUCCUAAGAAACCAGACAAAGCUCGGAUGGAGAGUCCAGCCUUUUCUACUGCGAGCGGCUAUCUGGCCUCUGGGCAGGAAGAGCUCAUUCUCCUGCAGGAGAAAGUCAAGAAAGGGAAAAUAUCUGUGGAUGAAGCUCUGGAGAAAUUUAAGCACUGGCAGAUGGAAAAGAGUGGCUUGGAAAUAAUUCAGCAGGAAAAACUACGUCAACUCCGAGAUAGCAUUAUUGGGAAAAGGCCAGAAGAAGAACAUUUCUAUGAUAAACUCACCAUUGUGCAUCAUCCCAGUGGUAACACUUCCCCAAAUGAAAAUAUGUUGUAUAAUAAUCCCUUCAGCAAUAAGCUUCCUCCUCGACUCCAAGUUGAAAAGGAAUUCGGUGUCUGUUGCAGGAAAAAUCAAUAAAAAAGGUUAUGUUAAUAAAACUCAAGAAUGUACAGACAUUGUGCUUUCUGAGUGAAGCAAGCUUGCAUUUGAAUUGUCUGCUCUCUUCAGGGCAAGUCUUUACCAUGAAAGCGGAAGCAAGCUCUGAAUUUGGGAAUUUGUUACUGCCACAAUUUAUCAGUGUCAUACCUACUCCAAAUGGAUGUUAUCAAUGUUAAAAUAGAAUAUCAUAGGCCAAUAACAUAUUAUGAAAAUUCUUGCAUUUUAUAAUGCACUUUGCACUUAAGAAGCUAGUUCUCAUUUUGAAAAGUAAAGAAAAACAAAAGCAGAGAAGUUAAAUGCUGCAUAGAAAGUUAUUGAACCUGUUUAUGGCACUAAUAAUAAUAGAUUAUUCCCGUGAAAAUACAAACCGACUUAAUACAUGUUUGCUUUUCGUGUCUAAAGUCGAGAGUCCUCACAUCUAGACAAUUGCUUUUGUUACACUGUUUAAAGAAACCUUCCUUUUGUUAGUUCUUUUGUUUUUUUGCUUAUAUCCCUGAGAAUAUUAUAUUUUUGAAAAAAUUUGUGUAUCUCAAAAUAAUACACAUUUAUAAAACCUAUCAUUAAGUCUUUAUAAUUUCAUCAACCUAUUUCUUAGAAACAAUUUGCUACUUAGAAUAAAAUGUAAUUUUUUGUGGUUGUGGUUGUGGUUGUAGCUGGUACUGGAGAUUGAACUCAGGGGCCCUUUAUCACUGAGCUACCACUGACUUACAUUCCCAGCACCUACCCACCUCCUUUUUUUUCCUUGAGAAGGUGUCUUGCUAAAUUAGGUUGCUUAGGGCCUCACUAAAUAGCUGUGACUGGCUUAGAACUUGUGAUCCUCCUGCCUCAGUCUCUAGUGUUUCUGGGAUUACAUGUCUGCACCACCAAGCCUGCAAAAUGUAGUUUUUAUCAUAUAGUGAUCUCCAUUGAUAAAUGCCACAAGUAAAUUGAAUGUUUAAAAAUGUCUGAUUUCUCCAAAUAAAUUAAGAACUACUAAAAUUUUCCACUUGUGAGUUUAAAGGAGAUCUAUCAGUUUUUUUUUAAAAAAAAAUAAAUCAACUAAUUUCACUAGAUAACAUCCAUAUAGUAGAAUACAAACAAAUAUCUAUUUAAAGUAAUUCUGUAAGAUAUUUAUCAAUGGUUUCUCAUAUCUAUUAACAUCCUCAAAUAAACACAAGUUUUUAAAAUAAUGCAGUAACUUAAUCAAUCCCUAAUAGAAGCUGCUUUUGAAUGACUUCUGGAAAUUCAACCCAUAUUUUCACAUCCAAGAUUUUUUAAAAUGGCAUACCCUGCUGUGCACUGAGCUUCAAUUUCUGUGAACUGUCAUGGCCAAGAGUUAGGAUAAGCAAUGGAAAACUGAUAGCUUUUCUACAAUUUCCAGAUUCAUAAAAUUCAAAUAAUUAUAUCAUUUCUCAAGUAAGAAAUUCCAUAUUGGCCUGUGACCAAUGCCAGCUGUUUCACUAUUGGCUUUAUUCUCCUUAAAAAUGUGAAAUUCGAUGAUGAUUAAAUUGGUAACUUUUAUCACAA